GAAACAAGCUUUGGGAACUGCAACUGUUUCAACUUCCUGCAAAGCAGCGAUUCCGAUUUCUUUCUUUGCAACUCAGGCAGUUAGUUUGGGUUGCUAUUCGGAGAUCUCAGAGAGGUGAAGAUCAACUCCAGAAUGUUGCCAAUUACAGUGCUGAAGCAUCGGUUUUCUUCUCUCAAUCAUUUCACUUCCCACUGAUUGUUAACUCCUUAAAAAGCUGUUUGACAUAGAACUAGAAAUGGAUAACACCAGCAAAAAGCCAGAAUCAGAGUCUUUACCAACCGGUGUUUUUGAGUUGCUAGGGGAACCUGCCAUUUUUAUCAAUGGGUUGCCAGAAAUCUGUCCAGAUGACAGUUCUGUUGUUCUCUCAAGCACUGUGAGUGAUGCAGAAUCACAAAGAAACACAAGUCUAGCUGCAGAAUUUCUUGAAAAUGCUGUUUUUGGUGAAUGGUUGGAAGGAAGGGAAGUUCAAAAGUUGUUUGGAGGCCAAUACUAUACUGGUACUGUGGCUCAGUUUGACAAGGAAACUGGCUGGUACAGAGUGGUGUAUGAAGAUGGUGACUUCGAAGAUCUUGACUGGCAUGAGUUGGAAGAUGUCCUUUUGCCUCUGGAUAUUACAGUUCCACUAAAAUCAUUGGCGCUGAAAAUCAUAAAGAAGGGCCAGAAAACCAUUUACACUCCUGGGCAAAGUGUGACUGGAUGCAAAAUUGGCAAGACUAAAAGUGCAGGAAGUAAAGGGAACGAAGAUAGGGGCGCAUAAUUAAAUUUCAAUACCUGAGAUUAAUAACAGAUGGUGAACAUGAAUAUUUGAGUGCACUAAGGUUGUUGAAUUUGUAAAAUCGAGUUGCAAGAUGAAUCAAACAGAGAGUGAUAUACUUUAUGUUUCACAUUUGUUAUUAUGUACCAUGUAAUGUCGACUUGACUUAAGCAUGACUGCACAAUUGUUGUAGGAGGGGGAAAAACGGAACCGUUUGGCUUCUAUGCUUUGAGUGGUUGUUUA
Messenger RNA from Hevea brasiliensis (rubber tree), 997 nucleotides. Its product is annotated as dirigent protein 17. Lineage: Eukaryota; Viridiplantae; Streptophyta; Magnoliopsida; Malpighiales; Euphorbiaceae. The coding region runs from base 236 to 757 and encodes 173 amino acids. The record is from RefSeq and is a predicted model, not a curated record. The transcript is spliced from 2 exons.